Messenger RNA from Ilex paraguariensis (yerba mate), 333 nucleotides. The record is from the annotation of a GenBank genome assembly. NCBI's taxonomy places the organism in Eukaryota, Viridiplantae, Streptophyta, Magnoliopsida, Aquifoliales, Aquifoliaceae.
AUGGCAACAGCAACUACCGCAGGAGCGAAAGAGGUACCGAAGAUAGUGUGGAACGAGAGGCAGCAGAAGUUUGAGACAGAGGACAGGGAAGCGUACUUGAAUUACCAGAUGAGAGAUGGAGGGAAAGUAAUGGACAUAGUACACACUUUCGUCCCUAACAGCAAGAGAGGCUUAGGUCUUGCUUCUCACCUCUGCGUCUCCGCGUUCACUCACGCCAAGUCACAUUCUAUGUCUGUCGUCCCCACUUGCUCUUACGUUUCUGAUACUUUUCUUCCACGGAACUCAUCCUGGAAUGCUGUUGUGUACACAGAGGAUGCCAAAUCUAAUAUGUGA